GCGUUCCGCGCUGUUCUCAAGCAAUGAAUAUGGCACAACAUCCUGCGGAGGUUUCUCAAUGGCGCCAGCAUGCACCCCCUUAGCGUAGCCCUUGCUAACCAUGGCCCACAUAAACAGGCUCAGCGCCCUUUGUUGUGCCCUCAACACCACACGCCUCCCUCGCACCUCGCCCUCAUCAACCUUCAUUCGCCAUGGCCACCGACGCACGACUGAAACAUAUUCCUACCACCUCCACCUCUCGCUCAGGCGGUUCUUUACCCUCCAAACCGAGGGAUAUUCCGCAGCUCUCUGCCCAGGCACAUCCCGAGCACUCGCCGAGGUCCUCGGGUGAGUCCAUAAUAUGGAGCGGCAACAGCAGCGAGUCCGAGGCGCCAUUAACGCCCAAUACAGAGCCUCAGGUCGACGAACUGGUCGACAAGCUCCAGGAAUUGCCUGCCGCCGCUGUCGAUCUCGACGGUGGUGAGAAGCAGCGAGGCCGACGCGCGUCGACCACGCUCAUCUCCGAGAGCCCUGAGGACAUUCGCAGGCUGUUGGGCGAUGGCGAAACGGCCACCAAGCUCAUCAGCCAAUGUUGCGGCGGAGGGUGCUGUCUCCUGAAUGCAUUGGCCCCCGACACGGCAUCGCCCACCUACGACCCCAUACUCAUCCCAGACAACCACGCGUUUAGAAGUCUAAAUCUGCGGCUAGGUCCGCUCGGACUGGACACUGAGCUCACCAACGUCACACCCCUGCCUCCAGUCAACAUGGCCUUCGACUCGAUUCCCGCAAACCAGUCUAGCCACGUCUCGCCAGUCCACCACCAACCACCAGCGUACGUCCAGCCGCACCCGCCAUAUCAAGUCUACUCAGCGCCCGUCUAUCACGCCCGAGAAUUGACAAAACCGGGAGCCGAGAAACGUACCUUUCACUUCGAUCUCGAUGUCACAGACUAUCCCGACGAGGGCGGCGUGGACUUUAAAGUUGGUGGUGCUAUUGGCAUCUGCCCUCCCAACGCGCCAGAGAUUGUCGACGAACUCUUUGACGUCCUCUGCAUUCCCAAGUUCGUCCGAGACAAACCCGUCACUCUCAAGACGACGGGCGGGAGAUGGCCGACGAUUUGGGGAGAUGACAAGCCACGCGAGCUAGUGACGACGCGCCGUGAACUCUUAACUUGGUGCUCAGACGUCCAAUCUCAUCCUGCAACCAAGCAGCUGCUUCGCGUCAUGGCUGAAUACGCGGAUGCUCCAAAUGAAAGAAAGAUUCUUCUCUAUCUCUCUUCGGCUCAAGGCCAAGCUGCUUUCUGCGACCUCCGAACUACCUCCCAUAUCACCACCGCUCAGCUUCUCCACGCAUUUCCUUCCUCCAAGCCACCGCUACCUGCCCUUCUAACUGUUCUCAACCAAUUGACGCCACGCUUCUACUCCCUCUCAAACGACCCACACAUAUCCUCUGCCCGUCCCGGCCUACCUGGAAACCGCCGCCUUAUCGAAAUGGCCGUCACCAUCCACGAAACUCCCGAUUGGCACACUGAUAGCGCUUCUCGAACAGGGGUCGGCAGCGGCUUCAUGGAACGCAUCGCCCACGCUUUCAUCAACGCUGAAAAUCAAGGAAUCGACCCCCGGGCCGCCCUUGACCUCCGCGUCCCCAUGUUCCGUGGUCUCAUGGCUAACCCGCUCUCCCGUCAAUUCGGUGGCGAGGGUCCUAUGGUGCUGAUUGGAGCCGGAGUAGGCAUGGCCCCCUUCAGAGGCUUCAUCCUCAAUCGACUUAAGAACGCCAACUGUGCGAAUAAAAUCUGGCUUAUCCAAGGUGUUCGCGACUCGAUGGUUGACGAGCUUUACUCUGGUGAACUGGGCGACCAUGAAGCGGAAAUCAAGCGCGUUGUUCAGAGCCGCAAGUUCCGGCCUGGCUACAGCGAGGCCAAAUACGUCCAGGAUGAAGUCCGAUUGCAAGCGGAUAUUGUCUGGUUUGUCAUUAACGCGCUCGAUGGCCGUAUAUUUGUGUGCGGGAGUAGUAAGGGUAUGGGAGAGGGGGUUGAGAGAGCUCUCACCGACGUUGCAAUGCAAAAGGGGGGCAUGUGUGAGACGGAGGCGAAGGAGUUUUGGGGGAAGAAGAAGGAGGAUGGGCAGUAUAUUGCUGAAACUUGGUGAUAUAUCACGCCUUCGCUGAACAGCUGUUAAACCUUUCUGAUGCGUAUUCAUAUUCAUUGUACAUAUUAUCUACGUUUUCGAUCCCGAAU
Messenger RNA from Lindgomyces ingoldianus, 2215 nucleotides. RefSeq lists its product as uncharacterized. Gene Ontology annotation, molecular function: FMN binding; flavin adenine dinucleotide binding; [methionine synthase] reductase (NADPH) activity. Gene Ontology annotation, biological process: homocysteine metabolic process. The transcript has 2 exons. The coding region runs from base 192 to 2126 and encodes 644 amino acids. Gene Ontology annotation, cellular component: cytosol. Lineage: Eukaryota; Fungi; Ascomycota; Dothideomycetes; Pleosporales; Lindgomycetaceae. The record is from RefSeq and is a predicted model, not a curated record.